AAAUUGAAAGUUCUAUACUAAAAUAGUGAAGUAAAAAAAAAAAAAAAAAACAAUUUAUGUUCAAGAAAAGCAAAAAAAGAGAGAGAAGAACAAGUCUCUGGUCUAGCUACCAGACAAAACAUGUCUUCCAAUCUUAUUCUCAUCUCCCUUAUAAUGACUCUCUCUUCUCUGGUCAAUCAAAAUAUUAUCUCAUCAUAACAAAACAAAACCCUUCUCUUGCUUUUUCAAGAUUCUCUCUUUCUUCUUUCUUCCCCCACAAAUCUUGUUCUACUCUCGCCGGUUUAAAUGGCGCCGGUGACGGAGCACCAGAGUUCUUUCCUUAGUCGAAUCAGCCGUCGUAACCAGAUCGUUUCCAUGGACGUUAAUCACGAGCAAGAGCUUGAAGAACUCGAAGACUUCCAAAAACACGUAGCCGAGCGUUUCUCCGAGUUACUACCGUCGGAUUCGCCGGAAUCUUUCCCGGUUCUUUCGAUCCAGUGGCUAAGGAAGCUUCUUGAUGUGUUCCAGUCUAUAGAAACAGAGUUCCACUCUGUUCUGACGACGAAUCCGUCUCAGAUCUCGAAACCGCCGUUGGAUAAGCUUGUACCGGAGAUGCUAGACCGGAUUGUUAAGGCUCUUGAUAUUUGCACCGCCGUGGUCAACGGCGUUGACUCAGUCAGACAAAUCCAGCGGCUUGCGGAGAUUGCUGUUACGGCGUUGAAACAAACGCCGUUGAGUGACGGAAGCGUUAGGAGAGCUAAACGAGCUCUCAGUAGCCUCCUCGCCGCUUUAAACGCAGAUAAAAUCAGCGGCAGCGGCGGUGGAAGUGGGAGGAGGUCAACUUCGGAACAGUGGUCUUCCUUUAGCCGUCGUAGCGGCGGAAGCGGAAGCGGAGGAGGGUGUGUGAGCAAGAACUGGUCAGCGGCGAAGCAGAUUCAAGCAAUGACAACGAAUCUCGUGGCGCCACGUGGCGGAGAGUCGUCGCCGAUUUAUAUAAUGAGUAGCGUGAUGGUCACGGUGAUGUGGACGUUAGUUGCGGCGGUUCCUUGUCAAACAAGUAACGGCUUAGCCGUUCAUUUACCGUUGCCUAAGAAUCAAAUUUGGGCCAGCGCCGCCGUGAGCAUCUCGGAGAGGAUCGGAGAAGAGAUGAAGAAGAAGGAGACACGUUGCGGUGGAUUGAUGGAGGAGAUGCAGAGGAUGGAGAGGAUAGGGUUGAAGCUGAUGGAGUUUAGUGAAGGGUUUAGGUUUAAUGGGGAGGAGGAUGUGACGGCGGAAGUGGCGGAGAUGGAGGAGAUAUGUCGGAAAAUGGGAGAUGGGCUUGAAGGGUUACAAAGAAGAGUUAGGGAAGUGUUUCAUAGGUUGGUUAAAAGCAGAAGUGAGAUUCUUGAAGUGAUUGAUCAACAUCACUGAUUUGUAAUCUUUUUAACUCUUUUGUUGAGAAAAAUCUAAUCUUUUGGGUAAUCUCUUUUGAUUAAGUUAAAAGAGAAUCAAUAUUUGAUUGUUUUAUUUAUGUGAUAAAUCUUUUGACGUACAUACUUUACAGUUCGUAAUCAUA
This is a messenger RNA of Capsella rubella, 1534 nucleotides long. RefSeq lists its product as uncharacterized. The transcript has a single exon. NCBI's taxonomy places the organism in Eukaryota, Viridiplantae, Streptophyta, Magnoliopsida, Brassicales, Brassicaceae. The record is from RefSeq and is a predicted model, not a curated record. Bases 286 to 1389 code for a protein of 367 amino acids.